AUGUGCCGCUGCGUGUGUUGUCCGCUGGAGUCUGCGGCAAUCUCGCGCCAAUCAUUUUGGCUCAAGUGUUCGGGCAAGCCGAAGAAUCUGUGCUGUUCGACGGCAAGCCAGCUGGAUCGCCCCUUCCAGCCACGCUCGUACGGCAUGUCGUUGGGGAGGUUCUCGCCUGCGGCCUUCGCGCUGCUGCUCGCGGCGGCUCUGGCGGCUCUGGCGGCGCCGCCGUUGGCCCGCAGCGCUGAGGGCGAGUGCGAGGACGCCAAGACGAGCGACGACGCCAAGACGAGCGACGACGAGGCGGCUUUGUUGCAGGUUCGCAACUCUGGAAACGUCACUAGCAACGCGACCGUGCAUGCCUCCAGCAAGGGCAAUGCCACCGGCAAUGCCUCCAGCAAGCGGGCGCGCUUCGUGCCCGCUGCUGGGUCGAUCAUGCCGGACGACAGGUGGACAAAGAGGGACUCGUGCUUCAUCAACGGCUACUACGAAAUGGGGCAAAAGACGGACGUCCUGUACGCGAGCCUCGGCUCCGCGGACGUCGGCACCGCCAAGAUCAUGUGCGUGAACAAGCCCGGCUGUGGGGGCUUCUCGUUCUACAGGGACGGCGCGGGGAACAUGCACGUCUACUACGGCACCGCGUCCGACGGCAACGGCUGGGGAUGCGUCGAGAGCCCCGGGUGGACGACCGUGAUGCAGUGCCACGAGCCGCAGUGCUACCUGCCGCCUCCCACCACCACCCUCCCCGGAGAGCCCAGCAGCUACCCCGACUCAGUCUGCACGGACCACGGCACGGCCUGGACCGACGGUACGGACGACUGUGCGGCGUACGCCGCCAACAGCAACGGCCCCAACGACGGCUGGUGCGCCGUCUACGGAGCGUCCAAGGGCCCCGACGGCUACUCGGCGCAGGAGGCCUGCUGCGCGUGCGGGGGAGGCUACACGGUCGUCGCGGGCCGGCCCUACCUGGUCCAGGGCGUGUCCUUCCUGGCCUCCUCGCGCCCGGACGAGGGCGCGACGGCCGCGGGCGGCUGGGGGGCCCCGGAUGGGCGCCUGGGCGGCGUGCCGGGCGGCGGCGGCCUCGCCGCGCGGCUCCUCGAGGAGGGCCGCCGCCGCGCCCAGCAGGUGCACGGUGCGCAGGACAUGGAAACGCUGCUGGCCCUGCAGGGCACCACCGCCGUGCCCGAGGAGACGCUGUCUGGCCUGAUCCGCUCCGCCAAGCAGGAGCUCUCCGCGGCGGAGCCCGCGGAGCUCGAGCGCUGGCGCGGCGCCGGCCUCAACGAACACGCGUCCGUGGGCACGUUCGCGAAGCUGGGCAUGGAGCUCAUGGUCGCCGGGGCGCCCCCGAGCCUUUCGCGCCUCGCGGCCCGUGCGCAGGAGGAGGAGGUGCUGCACGCCCACAUCAGCCUCGCGCUGGGCGGCGCGCGCGAGGGCGGCGAGCUGCUGGAGUUCCCCGAGCACGCGCUGGAGCUCACGCGCGACAAGGGCGCCCUCCACCGCGCCGCGAUCGCCGAGGGCCUGCGGGGUGAGGGCCGGGCCGCGCUGGAGCUCUUCGACCAGGCGGUGGAGUCGCUGCGCGGGCGCCCCGCGGUCGCCCGGCUGUGCUGGCUGAUGGCGCUGGACGAGGCCAGGCACGCGGCUCUGGCGGAGGAGACGCUGCAGUGGCUGCAGCGCACCGCCGGCAUGCCCGCGCCGCGCGUGGAGAUCGGAGCCCGCGGGGUCGAGGUGGUCCGGAGCGCGUGA
Molecule: messenger RNA, 1734 nt
Organism: Prorocentrum cordatum
Lineage: Eukaryota; Dinophyceae; Prorocentrales; Prorocentraceae
Source: the annotation of a GenBank genome assembly